Molecule: messenger RNA, 1225 nt
Organism: Chaetomium strumarium
Lineage: Eukaryota; Fungi; Ascomycota; Sordariomycetes; Sordariales; Chaetomiaceae
Exons: 4
Coding region: 296-991 (231 amino acids)
Source: RefSeq, a predicted model, not a curated record
AGAGGAAUGUUCCUUCAAUUAUCCCUGGGUACGGUACUUAGUAAGCCCAUGCCCCAUCGUGGUAAUCCGUGAUCGUGCAAUUCCCGGCGGCGGGAGCAAGGUGGCAUUUGGGAUUACGAGUAGUUUACUGAUCUGGAUUUCACCUAGCAUUAUAUUUCUGUACUGACUUGGACACGAGGUCUGCAAUACAUCAUCCACUCGAUGGUCCCUGGACUAGCAUAAACGCGAGCCUAUCGCUGCCUCCGGGACAGACUCACCGACACACUACACACCUCCUGUCCAACAACCAAUCGACAUGGUGCGCAGCUGGCAACUCUGGCUGUCGCCACGGCCGCUGCGGCGCACGGAAACCCCCGUCGAGCCGCGGAUGCUCUCUGCACACGAUGCCUCACUCUACGAGUUCAUAUACGAGGCCGACGGCCGUCUCGUCGUCCAGGAGACGCAUUACGCGAGCAGCAAGCAUGUCCGGCAAGGCGCUUCGGGUCCGCCGCUGCAUAUCCACCCGCGGCAAUCUGAGUACUUCCAGGUGCUCCAGGGAACGUUAGCCGCGGUCAAGAACGAGAAACAAGUUAGACUUACCAAGGACGACGGCAUCCUGGCCAUUGAGCCCGGCGCCCGGCACAGAUUCUGGGCGGACUCGUCCAUCAACUCCACCCACGAAGACCUGAUCUUCCAAGUCCGGGCCGAGCCGCAAGACGUCGAGCGCGGCUUCGACGAGAACUUCCUGCGCAAUAUCACAGGCUAUAUGCGCGAUUGCGCGCAGCAGGGCGUUCCGCCCUCCCUCUUCCAGAUCGCCCUGUUCGGCUGGGCCGGCGACACCCUCCUCAUCUGCCCGCCCUUCUACGUGCCGCUGUGGAUCCUGGAGGCGGCUCAGUAUGUGGCGGGUCAUGUCGUGGGAUAUCACUUGCUGGGAUAUAGAGCCACAUACCCCGAGUACAACACCAAGCCGCGAGAGCGGUUUCCUGGGAACGGUACCAAGAAGACGGUGUAGACCAGUCAAGCAUAACGCUAGGGAUAUAUGGCGGCGUGACCGGGAGCGAUCUCAUCCUAGCGGAAGAUUUCAUAUAUACCUUAGGUACCAUGUCUCACUACACCAACACCUCACAUAUAGAUCCAAUUAAGCUCCAUAAGACAUCGCUGCGUUUCGGUACCCGGUAGAAGCGGCUAGAGUGUUUUGUCCAGCCGGCGUCGUUAACUUUGUCGCCACGAUUCAUGGAGAGAGGGG